Moneuplotes crassus is the source of this 1696-nucleotide messenger RNA. NCBI's taxonomy places the organism in Eukaryota, Ciliophora, Spirotrichea, Euplotida, Euplotidae. The record is from the annotation of a GenBank genome assembly.
AAUGAAGCCUCUCGUUAUUAGUACCCUUCUCAUUGCGGUCCUUGUUAAUGGUCAAGGAGAAGUUGGAGGAUGGGAUCCUGAUGUGUAUAACCACCAGCAAUUGUGAUUUGAAGAGCCUAGACAAUUUGACAAUAGGAUCUUCAGUUUAGCUGAAACGGAUAAUAUUUUGCUCAGAGGAUUUGAUAGAUGGAAUGCUGAGCUAUUGCUUAAGUACAUGGACAGCUUCUACCACUUAGGAAGUUCAGAGGCUAUUUCUGAUACCACUUCGUCUGGUGAAGUUGGGAGGCUUUACGAUACUAAAAUCAAUACAAUUACUUUGAUGGAGAAUACCACUCUUCCAAACACUCUCUUCAUUGGUUUUGGUGAAAAUGAUAACAAACAUGUGUCCAAAGACAACCUUUUAUCUUUCAAAAUGGUCAUUGCUAUCCAAAAGACUAAUCUAACAAAUUCAGUAAGUCUGAAAUCAGAUGGCUGGGCAGAUCUGAGCCUCAAGUCUGACGAAGCUCUUUGAUAUCAUUGCUCAAGCAAGAUAACUGAUCCAAUUCCAUGCAGACUAGAUAUUGCUUUGACAACUAUUUUUGGCUAUAGCAAGGUAAACACAGAAGCUUUGGUACAUUCAAAACUGAAUGCAUCUGAAAUGCUGACUUCCUUCAAUAGUACCUUAAAGGGAGAAAAUAUCUAUAAACUUGACUUCCUCAGCCGUAUUUUGUUCAGUCUGAUAGGCUUCGUGCCGGCUAUUGGGAUAUGUUUGAUCCCUAUUGGGCAUAAGUGCAAUUUGUACAAUAUUGAAAACGGAACUUUCACAGAGAAGGUUGUAUAUUUGAUAACGAGAAUGCCUUUUUACCUCUACGGGUGCUGUACAAUCAACUUCAUUUCGUUGGCUGUAGUUAAUUUUGAAAACUUUCAAAAUGUUUUAAUUGGCGCAAUAUUCUAUUUAUGCCUCAUACUGUAUUUCUUUGCUAUAUUUUAUGUGUUGCCCACCUGUGUAUUUAAUUGUCAAAAUUUAUUAAGUGGUCAAAAUAUUAAUGACGAGGAAACUAAAUACAUCUGGGGAACAAUAGUGUUAUCUUUCAUUGUAUUUGUUUUGUUCAUCAUAAUUCUUAUUGGUUACAAACUUAUGUUUCACAAAGUGACGUUUCUAGUGCUAAUGUGACUGCUGCCAGUGAGCUUUGUGUUCAACUUUAUACACCAAUCUACCUACCAUGAAAGCUUCUUUCACCUUAUUGUGGUCUCCUAUAUUACUUUAUUUCCAUUCACUCCUCUUGGGCCGUUCUACUUUCCUUCUGAUGACAAGCUUUGGGUGAUGUACUUCUUUGUAUCACAAUUGAUAAGUGUUGUGUUGAUCAACUUACAAGCCAAGUUUGGAAGCAGGUUCAUGCUACCUAACAGAUUGAGAAAGAGUUAUUACAAUACUUUUCAACAUGAGAUCCACAUCACAAUGAGAGAAGAAGACAUGAAAGAUGCUUGCAGCUUCUGCACCAAUUUGCUGACAGAGCCUGAAGUAGAGUACCAAGACUCAAAACAGAAGCUCAAAUUUAUAAGAAUGAAGAAUAGUAAACAGAUAUACUACAAACUAGAUUGAGGACACAAAUUCCAUCCUUAUUGCAUCCUUUCACAGCUUAAACAAAGCAGAGAAUGUCCUAUUUGAAAGCUGUAUGUUGGCAAAAACAGAUUCUUAGACUAAAUCAUUAUUCAA